AUGGCAGAGACAAAUAAAGGAAGAAGUGAAGAAGAAGUUGCAAGGGCAUUUGUGAAUCACUAUUACCAUCUCUUUGACAAUGAUCGAUCUUCUCUUUCCACUCUCUACAAUCCCACCUCGUUGCUUACUUUCGAAGGCCAAAAGAUCUACGGCGUGGAAGAUAUCUUCAAUAAGCUCAAACAACUUCCGUUCGAUCAGUGUCGUCAUUUGAUCAGCACCGUUGAUUCGCAGCCGUCCUCAAUGGCCGGUGGCUGUGGCGGAAUCCUUGUCUUUGUGAGUGGUAGCAUCCAGUUACACGGCGAGGAUCAUCCUCUUAGGUUUAGCCAGACGUUUCACUUGGUCCCUCUUCCACAAGGAAGUUUCUUCAUCCAAAAUGAGAUGUUUCGGCUCAACUACGGUUGAAGUUAUUUGAACGUCUUUAAACUUUUAUGUUUUCUAAUCGAUAUUUAUAUAUUGCAAUCAGACUAAUAAUAUAGUCAAUAAUUCAACGAAAAUCAAUCUUUCAUAUCGAUUAAUAAAACAAAAUGAUAUAUUGUUCUGUGUUA
Messenger RNA from Brassica napus (rape), 545 nucleotides. Its product is annotated as nuclear transport factor 2B. The transcript is spliced from 2 exons. Lineage: Eukaryota; Viridiplantae; Streptophyta; Magnoliopsida; Brassicales; Brassicaceae. The record is from RefSeq and is a predicted model, not a curated record. Gene Ontology annotation, cellular component: nuclear pore central transport channel. The coding region runs from base 1 to 402 and encodes 133 amino acids. Gene Ontology annotation, biological process: nucleocytoplasmic transport.